CAUCAAUCCCUCUCUUCUCUUCCCUAUCCCUAUAGGAUGAUACCAAAAUAAUAUUGCAUCAUCCAUUGCAUAACCCUAGCUCGUGACUAUAUCUCUAUAUAUGUCCUCAUUCCUCCAUCUAUAUAAAUACACUACAAACCCUUCAACUUAAUUUAAGUGCACCACAAACACUAAACCACUAUUCUUCUCCUUCAAAGUAUACCAUUCAUCUUCUUCUUCAAACAAAUUUCAUCUUCUCUUGAAUCAUUCUGACCCUUGAUCUUUCAGUUUUUUGAGACUCGGGCAAAUUCUCAAGAUCCAAACACUUAAACAACUUUUAAUAGCGAAAAAAGAAGUUAAUUAUAUAGCGGUAUAUAAUUCUAUACGUACAUUUUUAAAAAGUGCGCAAAAAAAUACAUUGAGAUGGACCGUGUAUCGAAAUUGGCGUCGCAAAAGGCAGUAGUGAUCUUUAGCAAGAGUUCAUGUGGGAUAAGCCAUGCAAUUAAGAGGCUAUUUUAUGAGCAAGGGGUUGGUCCAGCAAUCUAUGAGCUAGAUGAAGAUAAGAGAGGGAAAGAAAUGGAAUGGGCUCUCAUAAGAUUAGGGUGUAACCCUAGUGUUCCAGCAGUGUUCAUUGGUGGCAAGUUUGUCGGUUCAGCCAAUAUAAUCAUGACCCUUCAUCUUAAUGGCUCACUCAAGAAAAUGCUUAGAGAUGCUGGUGCUCUUUGGCUUUAGAAAACUACAAAUAUGGAAGCUCACAUUCUAGUGCAAAUGCAAACAGCCAAAAACGGCUUCUUCUUUUUUUUUUAUAAUAUCAUAAUUAACCGAGCCCUCUUUUUUUUGUGAGACCCUGUGGCUUUAAGAAUAUGCAUUGUAUUAGAAUAAUAAUUUUUGUUACUUCCUAUAUACUAUAUGAUUUUUAGUUCUGGAU
Messenger RNA from Trifolium pratense (red clover), 907 nucleotides. RefSeq names its product monothiol glutaredoxin-S10. Lineage: Eukaryota; Viridiplantae; Streptophyta; Magnoliopsida; Fabales; Fabaceae. The coding region runs from base 403 to 711 and encodes 102 amino acids. The record is from RefSeq and is a predicted model, not a curated record. The transcript has a single exon.